AUGCGUGGUACGUCGGAAGGUGGCAGCAGCAGAAUACAAGUCGCUGAAACGUACUAUUCGUUAUAUGUGUCCCGGGUGAAGAAAAGCGUCUGUGAAGCUGAUAUUGUGGACCAUAUUACUAACAAGGGUGAAACGUCUCUUAAAAGGUCUAUUGAACAAGUACGAAUGUUAUGUGAAUACACUGAUAUUAUUGCAUUGCAGGAGACUUGGCUCCUCCCACAUGACCUAGAUUUUGUAAGUAGUAUAAGUGAUAAUUUUGCUAGUUGCGCGAAGUCGUCCGUAGAUACGACUUUGGGUGUCUUGCGCGGUCGCCCAUAUGGAGGUCUGGCUAUUCUGUGGAGGAGGUCAGUUUUUAAAGAUGUGAAAAUUAUCGACUGCUCCACAGACAGACUAGCUGCCGUUCGCAUUAAUUGCGCGGGAAAACAAUUUCUUGUCAUGAACGUCUACAUGCCAACGAAUAAGGAAGAGAAUCUGAUCGAUUUUACGACAUGUCUUGCGCAGAUUACGGCUAUUAUUGACGAGUGCGAUACCGAAGCGGUAUAUGUGUUGGGGGAUUUUAAUGCUGACCCGCAACAGCUGUUCGGGCGGGAAUUGACAAAUUUCUGCAAUGACAAUCAGCUUCACUGCAUCGAUCAGGACUUAUUAGGUUGUGACUCAGGCACGUAUACUUAUAUUAGUGAUGCCUACGGAACCCGAUCAUGGCUCGAUCAUUGCGUUGUGACUACGGCGGCGCGUGACUCUGUUCUCUCGGCCAAAGUCGAAUAUGGGGUGUAUUGGUCGGAUCAUAUGCCGCUAAGUAUUGUCUGUGAUAUCUCUGUGAUAGUAAUUAAGGACUGUUUAGUUAAUAACUAUAUGCUAAGUGAAUUUAAUCAAGUGACGUGGGGAACCCGUACGACAGAGCAGAUUGAAUUGUAUAGUCGGUUAUGUGAUCGUAAUUUAACUAACUUGAAAUAUAUAUCGCCUGUUUGUAUUCAGUGUGACAAUCGAAUAUGUGCGAAUCAUUUAUAUUUGAUAGAUAAGUUUUAUGAUGAUAUUGUUAAAAUAUUAAGAGAUGCAGCUAUUGAUAGUGCGGUAUGCUGUCGGCGCAUGCACAAAAAGCCUAUUUUGGGUUGGAACCACUACGUCAAAAAUAGUUUCAGAAACGCACGAAAUAAUUUUGCAAAGUGGGUGCUUGCAGGAAAGCCAGUACAGGGUAAAUGGUAUGAUAAUAUGAAAUCGAGCAAAAGGACUUUCAAAAAUAAGUUAAAAUGGUGUCAAAAUCAUGAAGAAGAAAUCAAAAUGAAUGUGCUGGCUAUGCACAAGUAUAACAAAAAUUUUGUUAAGUUUUGGAAUUCGACUAAAAAAAUUAAUGGUGUUACUAAAUUGCCUACAAAUAUAAAUAAUGAAGAAGACCCCUUAUUGAUCGCGAACACCUUUGCGAGUCACUUUCGUGUCUCGCCUUUACCUAUACCCUCACCCGCUAUUAAAAUUGAUGGGAGCAGAGUUUGUGUAGGAGAUGAUGAUCGUCUAAUAUCUCCGGAGACUAUAGCCUUAAUUAUAAAACAAAUGUCGCGCGGCAAGUCUCCGGGCUUUGACGGCUUAAGCCUUGAGCACAUAUUGUUUGCGGGGAAGGAAAUCUUUUCGAAAUUAAGGCUGGAAGAGGUCCGGACCAUGUGCCCAAGGUAUAUUUAA
Messenger RNA from Leptosia nina, 1671 nucleotides. Lineage: Eukaryota; Metazoa; Arthropoda; Insecta; Lepidoptera; Pieridae. The record is from the annotation of a GenBank genome assembly.